AUGCCUCUAGGUGCUGGCGCUGACCCAGUGCCUGCCGAGGACGAUCAGCCCAACUCGUCAACGAUGCUCGCCGCUAGCAUCGGGUACCGUGCGAUGCUUCAACGCCUACGGCUUGCCAUGCCGCCCCAGAGCCAGGCGAAUGACGCUCGUUCAUCCAUGGCUGUCUUGCCGCAGCCGCAGCCGCAACGCACGGCCAAGCCGCCCUUGUCGAUGUUCUCUUGGGCUCGUGGGACGGUUCGUCUGGCAAUCAACCACGACGGCCCAGAGAAGCAGAACAACACCAUCAGUUACGGCAGCCCCACCGGCCCAGGCGAUCAUAACAGCCCCGUCCUUGCAGCUGCCCUAGCAGUCACAGCGGCGCGAGCAGCCAUGGCGCCUUGGGCAGGUAUUGGAAGCCUGGUAGUCACACCCGCGGUCACGGCAGUCCGAGAAGUUUCAGCAGUCACAACAUUCGCAGCAAAUUCAAUGGUCCCGGUAUACACGGCAUCCAAGCAGCACCGGCAGCCAGGGCAGCUCUGCAAUCCGCAAUGGCACGAGCAGUCAACUCGGCCUGGGUAG
This is a messenger RNA of Drechmeria coniospora, 558 nucleotides long. RefSeq lists its product as uncharacterized. The coding region runs from base 1 to 558 and encodes 185 amino acids. Lineage: Eukaryota; Fungi; Ascomycota; Sordariomycetes; Hypocreales; Ophiocordycipitaceae. The record is from RefSeq and is a predicted model, not a curated record. The transcript is spliced from 2 exons.